GUCAAAAUUCAUAAAUUUCCAUGCUUGUUUGUUUAUUUUGAUUGAAAUUUCAUAAAAAAUUAAUUUAAAAUGAAUAAAAGAGGAAAACGCAAGACAGAAUUAGUUUUCAACAAUGAAAAACGAAUUGAAUUCUUAUCCGGCUUCAGCAAACGCAAGUCAGAGAGAAAAACCAAAGCAAAACUUGCUUUACAGAAACGUAUGAAGAACGAGUUGAAACGCAUCCGAAAAGAAACAAAAGAAGGAAUUAAGAAAAAUUGCAAAUCCUUCGAACCCAUCAAAUUCCCCCAAUUUGGCGAUUCAGACGAGGAAAAUGACGAAAACGAAGAAAUAAUCGAGGAUGAUCAAGUCACGGUUUCGGUAAAAACUCUCGGUGUCGACGAAUUAGCACAAAAACACAACUGGAUCGGGCAAAAUAAGGGAUUUGUCGUCGAAUCUGAGGAGAGUGAGGCUGAAAAUGAAGGCGAAACAAAUGUCAUUCCAGGCUUUGGCGGAGACGAAGAAGAUGAACAAAAGAAAUCUACGGAAAAGAAGGCGAAAAAGGAAGCUCCUGUCAAAAAAUACGAAUCUAAGAAGGAUAUUGACAAAGAAAUGAAAAAGAAAACCAUGAAAGCCUUGAAGAAAAGUAAAACUUUUAAAGAGAAAAAUCGCGCGAAACGUUCAAAGGAUCGUCAAGUAUCGCGUCGCGUGAAACAUUUCAAGGAAAAGACUAAAAGUAAGUCGAAACAUGCGUUCCGUGAUAAAAGACGUGCGAAAGAGCAAUAAAUAUUUUUUGUAUUUUCUGAAAAUUA
Messenger RNA from Culicoides brevitarsis, 788 nucleotides. It is a transcript of the gene vito, whose product is annotated as splicing regulatory glutamine/lysine-rich protein 1. Bases 70 to 762 code for a protein of 230 amino acids. NCBI's taxonomy places the organism in Eukaryota, Metazoa, Arthropoda, Insecta, Diptera, Ceratopogonidae. Gene Ontology annotation, cellular component: nucleolus. The transcript has 2 exons. The record is from RefSeq and is a predicted model, not a curated record. Gene Ontology annotation, molecular function: rRNA binding.